Molecule: messenger RNA, 882 nt
Organism: Cryptosporidium muris RN66
Lineage: Eukaryota; Apicomplexa; Conoidasida; Eucoccidiorida; Cryptosporidiidae
Exons: 1
Coding region: 1-882 (293 amino acids)
Cellular component (GO): nucleus
Source: RefSeq, a predicted model, not a curated record
AUGAGAGAAGUUGAGGGAAAAAAUAACAACUAUGAAGAGAUCUAUGAAGAUGAGAUAUUUUUAACAGGCUAUAGUACCAAUUCUAGCGGAAAGAAGAGAAAAAUUGAAGUUAUGAAGGGAUUUGAUACAUCAGAAAGUAGUACUGAAGAAAACGAAAGCGAGACUGACAACGAGUCUCUAAGUGGAGAAUUUACAUUUCAUAAUCCAGAUGAACAAGACUACCAUAGCAUUAAGAAUUUGCUUGUUAAUACAGAAUAUGGCAAAAUAAAAGACUUUGAAUUAUACAGAUUUGUAGAUAUUAUCUGUAACCAAGGUAACAUUGGAACUACAGUAAAAAUUUCAGACAACCUUAUUGGCAUUUCAACAAUACUAAAUAUUCGUCAAUAUAAGAUAGUAAUGGAACAUCUUCUAAAAUAUUUGGAAGACAAAAUCAUAAAAAAAUAUGGUAACCCCCAAUUCGAAAAACUAUUUAAAUCUAUUGUAUAUAAGAAAAAUGUUGGUCUAAUGAUAAAUGAAAGAUUUGCAAAUAUACCAGACGAAGUUGUUCCUGUGCUGAGAAAUUGUUUAUUAGAAGAUAUUGAGUGGACAAAUAAUAACCUAAGUACUUUAGUACCUACAGGAGAACGUGAAUUUUAUGUAUGGGACUUCAUUUUAAUAUUUACUCGUCGUUUCAUAUUAAAAAAAGACAACAAUGAGACAUCUGCUAUGUACCCAAAAUAUGAAGAAGAAUUCAUAGUACAAAACUCAAGAUGCAUGAUUACUUGGCCAAGUGAAAAAACUCAAUGGUGUGGAACUGGAAAGAAAGGAGAGACAAAAUUGAUGAAUGAAGAAUAUGUAUUAGCAAUUUUGGAUUUUGAAUGUUUUAAAAGAAUAUCAUUGUAA